This is a messenger RNA of Capsicum annuum, 653 nucleotides long. RefSeq lists its product as uncharacterized. NCBI's taxonomy places the organism in Eukaryota, Viridiplantae, Streptophyta, Magnoliopsida, Solanales, Solanaceae. Bases 111 to 542 code for a protein of 143 amino acids. The record is from RefSeq and is a predicted model, not a curated record. The transcript has a single exon.
UUUUUAGCCAUAAAGUUGUCUUUCUAAACUAUAUGCAAUAUCCAAAUAGAUAACAUUUCCCCUCUUCUUCCUUUUGCUUUCUUUUUUUUCCUUCAAUUUUUAUCUUUAAGAUGGAUACACAAAUUCCUAUUAACUCUCAAAGUUUAAUGAGUCCUAAUAUUAUUAUUGAUGAAUUUGAAGAUUUGGAAGUGACACAAUUUGAUGAAGACACACUAAGAGAACUACUAUUUGAAGAAGAAGAAAAAACAAAUUAUGAUAAUAAUAAUAUUGUCCAUGAUUGUGUCAUGCAACCAAUGGUGAUUGAAAUGGCUCCGAAUUACGCGAAAAACGAGGAGGGGGAGGAAGAGGAGGAGGAGGAGCUUGUAAUCGAGGAUUUUGAGUGGCUAGAAAUGAUGGAAUUGUCAGAUACAGUCGCCUGUCACGAGGGCGGAGUAAAUGAGAUUUUUGAUGUGGGAGAAAUUGCUUUUGAUUUUUCUCAUUUUUGCUCUUCAUUUCCUUUGGAAGAAAUAGGAUAUGAUGCCUUGUGGCAAAAUAGUUCCUAAUAGUAGGUUUAAUGUUUAGUAUUAUUGUGAUAAAAAUGCUUGAAAUUAUGGGAGUGCCAUGUUGUGAAAUUUCAUAGUCAUUAAUUAUCACUCUUUCUUUCUAUUGGAUUA